Messenger RNA from Cloeon dipterum, 3700 nucleotides. It is a transcript of the gene Usp8, whose product is annotated as Ubiquitin specific protease 8. The record is from RefSeq and is a predicted model, not a curated record. The transcript is spliced from 20 exons. Lineage: Eukaryota; Metazoa; Arthropoda; Insecta; Ephemeroptera; Baetidae. Gene Ontology annotation, molecular function: cysteine-type deubiquitinase activity. Gene Ontology annotation, biological process: protein deubiquitination. The coding region runs from base 362 to 3190 and encodes 942 amino acids.
GAGAGCAAUGUAAAUAUUAAGAGGCCCUCUUUGGAAUGCAACUCCCCCUUCAUUCCCGUGUCUUCUAAAUGUGUUGACUUAUUCGCUUUUUACGCCUCGUAGACAACUCUUUCUACUCUUCAGCAAUAAGAGGAUCUCUUUGGUUUGUGCGAAACAAAAACUGUGGGAGGACAUUGUGAAACCGUACUACAAAUAAUUGUAAUUAUAAAAAGCGGUAAGUGGAUAACACUGACGCCUGUGUGACGAAUUCGCGUCCUUUUUCGCUGCCAGCGGACCAAAAGUGCGAGGCCAACGUUUGCAGGACAUGCGUUUCGCUUUGUUCCUCCUUGCCAGCCCUUUUUAGUUGCUAAAGGUUAACAGGAUGCCAGAAGUUUAUCUCAAGGCACUGAAGUACUCGUCCUUAAAAGACCUGAACAAUGAGCUCAGUAACAUGCAAAAGCUUAUUACCACGACACCAGCUAAAAUGCUGUUGGCAAGUGCCCAAAAGCUUCCGGCUACAGCAGAAGAUUAUUUGAAAAAAGGUGAUCAAGAACAGGCCUAUAUUCUGUUCAUGCGCUUCACCCACCUGGCUAUGGAAAUCGGCCGAUCACCUGACAUCAAACGCGAGGAUACCAAGUCCGUCUUCAGCAAUACUAGCAUUAAAAGGUGCUUAGAGCAAGCAGAAGCUCUAACUAAGAUCCUUGAAAGACGAUAUAAGACCGCGGAAGAGGAGAAACUACUGCGAAAUGCAGCGAUCGAGGCCGUUAAGGCCCCGCCAGAGGUUACUGUAGCGCCGAGCAACAAUUUUGCUGGAGCAGCAUCCAACAAAGCCAAAGAUUACACUGAUGAGUUGACUUGCAUAGAGCUGAACGAGCUGGUUAAUCGAUUCCGAGGCACUGGUGGGUUGUUGAUCAUGGAUGUCCGACCGCAAGCUGAUUUCCAAGAAUCGCACAUAGAUGUGCCCUGCAUUAUUAGCGUUCCCAAAGAGAUUGUAAAGCCUGGAAUCACUACAACCAAACUUGAGGGACAAUUGCCUGCUGAGUCAAGGAAUCUGUGGAAGACCAGAAUUGGAGCCAAAUAUGUAGUUCUUGUAGACUGGAACAGCACCCUUAAGGGCAUGUUGCCAAUGUCUGAAAUCUAUUACUUGAAAACCAUCUUGCUCAAGUGGGACAUUGGAGUUCGUUAUGAAAGAACACCGUUAGUUCUUCACAAAGGGUACUCCGAGUGGUUGGAUAUGUAUCCGUCAAUAACAACCAACCCAAGGGUGGAAGCUAAACAUUCUCCUGAAGAUUUGGACGAUCUUAUAUGUUUAGAUAGCAUCGAUUAUCCAGACCUUUUGAGCCAAUCGUCGCCAUCCAAUCCUUCCCCGCUGUUCAACAGAAGCUUGAAACCUGCACCAAUUCCUGUUGUUAAAGAAGCUUUUGUCCAGCCUAUCAAGCCUGAAAUUGUGUCUGAAAUUCUGCCAGCUGCAACCACGCAGCCUAGCAUCCCAGUAUUUGACAGGACGUUGAAGCAGCAACUGGUUGAUAAGAUUCAAAAACAAAAGGACGUUGUUUUAAAUGAAGCGGUAGAUAAACAGAAGGAACUUUUGGAAGUAGAGAAGAAGUGGGAGAAAUUUCGGCAAGCAAAGGAGAAUGAGGCAAACGAUGAGCUGCGGAAGAUGGUGGAACAGGAGUAUUUAGAUGAAAUUGCGCGCCUGCAAGAACAGUGCAAGAAAUUGGAUCUUGAAAACAAUGAGUUGAAAACUAGAAUUAAAACUGAAUCAGAAACACCUGGGGUAAAAGUGCCGCCGGAAGUUGACGCCAAAGAUGAAGAAUUGGGAAAACUGAAAGCAGUUACCACCCAAAUGGCCAAAAAGAGAAUUUUGCAGAGCGAAAAGAUUCCUCGUAUCCCGCCACCGCCCUCAAAGUUUGUGGAAAAGUCAAAGCCAACUGAUAGUUCAGAAAGAACUAACAAACCACCACGAUUUGAGCCUUUGAAGAGGGAACCCUCCGAGUCAUCCAACCUCUCUCGAUCCCACUCAUCUCCAAAUAUUAAAGAUAUGGAUGAUGAUAUGCCGCAGUUUGAUCGAAGAACCAAACCAGCGCCUCACAGGGAACACUUCCUGCCUCGGGUAGAAAAAAGAGAUCUGAGUCCAGUUUAUGGCACCAAGGGACCCGGCCUCACUGGACUAAAGAAUCUAGGCAACUCGUGCUACAUGAAUUCGAUCGUUCAGUGCAUCUCCAACACAAAUGAAUUAAGGAAUUACUUCUGUGAGGGAUCGUACAGGGAUGAUGUGAACACUAAUACAAAAACGCGGGGACAAAUUGUGGAAGAGCUGGCUCUUGUGGUCCGCGCUUUGUGGGCUAACGAGUAUAGAACGAUAGCUUGCAGAGACUUUAAGAGGGCGGCUGGAUCAUAUCACGUUGAUUUUGGUGGUGUCCGACAGCAGGACUCGCACGAGUUUCUGACGUUACUGAUGGAUUGGCUCCAUAAUGACCUGAACAAGAAGCACCACAUCAAGCAACGGAUCCCUCCUGCCCAAGAACCUGAGGAGCCGCCGCAGCAAAUCGAAGAUAUGGAGGAGUCGGCUAAAAUCGCUUGGCACGAUUUUGAAAAGUGCAACGACUCACGGAUCCUACACCUUUUCUUUGGCCAGCAGAGCUCAACAGUGCGGUGCAACUCGUGCUCCUUUGAGUCUGUAACUUUCGAGCCCUUCAGCACGCUCACCCUUGUGCUUCCACAGAAUUCAGACAAAUGUUCCUUAAAUGACUGCUUGAACCUGUACCUAGCCCCAGAGCCUAUUCAAGAGUGGCGGUGUCCUAAGUGCAAGCUAACACGCCGCGCCACCAAAAAGUUUGAUAUUUGGCGACUUCCACCAAUUCUAGUCAUUCAUUUCAAACGAUUUUGCGAGGACAUCGCGUGGCGGAAGCAGCACACUCUAGUGGAAUUUCCGCUUCAGAGGCUGACGAUGACGCAGUACACAGUGAGACCAAACCAGAAACACACCUUCUACGAUUUGUAUGCCGUGUCCAACCACUAUGGCACCAUGGAAGGUGGCCACUACACCACAUACAGCAGGAGCGCAACCUUCAAAAAGUGGUACAAGUUUGACGACGCUGAUGUGUCUGAGAUCUCCGAAUCAAGUGUGCGUUCCAACGCAGCCUAUAUUCUUUUUUACGCAUCUCAGAACCUCAGAAGUUCCACCUACAUCUUGCCCAGAGACCGGUAAAACUCCAGCGUGACAAUGCACCGAUUGUGCCAUUAUGUGAUAUUUUGAGACUUCACAAGGCGCGGAACAACUUGCAAGACGGCUGAAACUGCAAGUCUAUUAUUUUUCCCCACUCAAUUUGACCAAGAUAUGUGACCGCUGCCUCAUCUGUUAAGAACGUGUUGUGUUUGACUUCAGACUUGUCUGUUAAAAAUUUCAAAGCCAUAUAUAUAAUAAUUUAAAAAAUAUUCUGUAAGUUUUAAUUCACCUGCAUUUCAUCAAGGAAGCGAUGAGAAUUUUAAAUGUGCGAAAGAUGCCUUUUCAAGUGAAGAUUGUUGUUUCAAGUCAAGUUAUAUAGUUGAAAUAUAAUUUUAAGAUGCUGAAACUCAAAUCUAGAAUAUUAUUUAACCCUCGAGUCAUUGAACUUGGGAGGUCAAGUUGUUGUAAGAAAUCCUAAUCCAGAAUUAGUUUUGAAAAAGAGAAUUUAUCCAUUGAUUAAAUAAUAAUUGAUACAAUCAAUUAAUAACAGAA